CGGAGGUGAUGGAUGGAAGGAGGCAUUCUGUUGAUGUUCCUAUCUCGAGAGCAUUAGUAGCACUUAGGAGAGUGAGAUCUCUUAGAGAUCCAUCAACCAAUUCACUGAGCAAGUUUUCUCCUUUGGUGGAGAAUCUGAACUGGGAAACGAAUUCAAACAAUGCAAUUACUUUGGGUUUUGAAAAUAAGACAAAGGAAUUUGUCAAUGUUGAAACAGGCAUGUUUGAUAUUGAAGACCGGAGGCUAGAUGAUGAAAGGGAUCGCCAUGGAAAUGGUCAACAGCUGUACUACUCAAGAAAAUCUAAUGCCGAGUUAGGCUCUGCCCCUUUCAGGAAUAUGCAUGUUGAAGGAUCUACUAUAGGUCAACCAAGCCUGGAGAUGUUAUGUGCAAACAAAUCACUAAGUGAGAGAUAUUGCAGCAAUCACAGGGACAAAGGAUUGGAGUUGGCUUGUGUAGCAUCUUCCACCGACUGUUUGGAGGGGGUGGGAUCAUGUAAUGAACCAAAUGAAGGAUCAAUACAUGAUGAAAAGCUUUAUCGUAAUAGAUAUAGUAAAAAAUACCAAAAUAGGAAGCAAAGUAGAUCAUGUAGAUCAGCAGCGGGUGAUGUCCUGAGUCGUGUUGGCAGUCCUUCCUUAUCCAUGAGUGAUGCUCUGCUUGGAGGAUCAAGCUGUGGAAUAUCUUUGAAUGGAGAUGAGGAUGCUGAUGCUUUGGAUUCUAGGCAAUGUGGAUGUGGUAUAGGCCAUUGUUGGUCAAGACCACCUAGGCUUAGAGAGUCAAAUCAUCAUCUUGAUGCAGAAGACCAACCUUUUUUACCAGCUGGUGCAGGGGAGGCACACACUUCUGAAUGGAGAAGGGGAUGCAACCACAUGAACAAUGGAGUUACUUUAUAUUCAGAAAGUCCUCGAAGUCUUAGUCAAAAGUUCAGGCCAAAAUCAUUUAGUGACUUGGUGGGCCAAAAUCUGGUGGCGAGGUCUCUUCUAAGUUCAAUCUCAAAUGGGAGGAUAAGUUCCUUUUAUCUCUUUCAUGGUCCCUGUGGUACUGGUAAAACAUCUGCUGCUAGGAUUUUUGCUGCUGCAUUGAAUUGUCUUUCACCUGAUACUGCCAAACCUUGUGGUCAUUGUCGAGAAUGUUUCCUAUUCUUCUCUGGAAAGGGAAGCAAUGUCAAGGAAGUGGAUUCUCUGAAAGUCAAUAAAACACAAAGGAUUAGAGCAAUCAUUAAGAAUGCUGAGAAUUCUCUGUCAUCUUCACCUUUCAAGGUUUUGAUAAUUGAUGAGUGCCACUUAUUGCGAGAGGAUACAUGGGCAACAUUUUUGAACAAUCUUGAGGACAUUUCUUGCCGUGUUGUCUUCAUAAUGGUAACUCCUGACCUUCAUAAGUUGCCCCGUAGUGCAGUAUCACGGUCUCAAAGAUACCAUUUUCCAAAAAUAAAACAAGCCGAUAUUGCCAGUCGAUUGGGAAAAAUUUGUCUGGAAGAAGGAUUUGACUUUGACCAAGAUGCUUUGGACUACAUUGCCACUAAAUCAAAUGGCUCACUACGAGAUGCUGAGAUGAUGCUUGAGCAGUUGAGUUUGAUUGGGAAAAAGAUUACGAUGACCCUGGUCUAUGAAUUGAUGGGAGUUGUUUCUGAUGACGAAUUGUUUGAUUUACUGCAUCUAGCACUAUCGUCUAAUACUCCUGAAACAGUUAAAAGGGCCAGAGAGCUAAUGAGAUCAAGGAUAGAUCCCUUGCAUCUCGUCUCACAACUAGCAAAUAUCAUAAUGGAUGGUCUUGCUGGAAAAUGUCAAGAAGAAGCCUCCGAAAUCCCAAGAAGGCUUUUUGGAAGAAGUACUUCUGAAGCUGACAUGCAGCAAUUAAGUCAUGCUCUUAAAAUACUUUCUGAAACUGAAAAGCAACUGAGGAUGUCAAAGAACCAGACUACUUGGCUUACUGUAGCUCUUCUUCAGUUAAGUUCUGUGGGGUCUUCACUGGAUUCUAAUGAAUCGAGGUUGUGCAUAAAAACCAUGCAGCCAAGAGAUGGUGAUUUUUGCAGCACCUCAUCCACUACUGAGAGUUUGAAGCAUCUUGUAACCUGUGCACGCGACAGCAGCGAGUCUUGCAAGAUGGGGAUGCAGGGCCGUGAGCAGACUUUAGAAUCUGUAUGGAAGACAGCUGCUGGUAUAUGUGAAUCUAGUUCAUUGAAGAGCUUCCUGCAGAAAAGGGGGAAGUUAUUGUCUAUUAAUCUUAGACAAGGUCUAGCUGUAGCUGAAUUGGGGUUUUACCAUUCAAAAUAUGUGUCAAAAGCUGAGAAGAAAUGGAAAGUCAUAGCAGGUGCACUUCAGAAUGCUCUGGGCUAUAAUGUUGAAAUAAGAAUCAAUCUUAUUCUGGAUUCUGCUGGAAAAGAACACGCCAAAGUGAAGAAGCGAUAUUUCAGCUUUUCAAGUUGUUCCAGGAGGUUGCAUCAUAGGUCACAAUCCACCACGGAGUGUGAAAGCAACCCAUCAGAGAAAUUGGAUUCCAUUUCUACAAAACCCUUAACAGUGGAUAAGUAUGUCGAAACGGGUUCCUCUGAAAGUGGUUCUCAUAAUUCACAUGCCUGUUGUAUUGGAAAAGAGCUGGUGAGAACUAUAAGAAAUACUGAUGGAAAUGCACUAAGUAUUGCUUUGAUGACACCAAAACAUCAACUGGGAGCUGAUAAGUAUCGAAACUGUGGGUGCCAAGAUCUAUUUGCCCCAGAACAAGGGAAACAACCUGGCUGCUUUCCUAGAACACUGAAGUUUCAAAAGGCAAAUGCCUCAAAUACUUCUGAGACAAUUUUCUGGAGGACCUGUUUGGAAAAUAACCUGGCAUCAGCAGUUCCUCAUCCUGUAACUCAGACGCAUUUCUGUCCAAGCGAUCCAGUUGUUUCUUGCUGCAGAUCAGUCAAUCUCAAUAACAGCUGCAGAAAUCAUGUUCGGCUUGGCAGUUAAAAGAUCAACAUCAAAGUAAACACCAAAAGAAUGGAUUGUGCCUUGCUGCUGAUGAAUAUGUAUCGAUCGGUAGCAUAGCAGGGAUGGUAAAAGCAUACCAGUAGAACAUUGAAUUUGCUUCAUAGAAUAUCAAAUUUGCUGACUUCGCAAUUAGAUAGCAAAACUAUCUAACUUCAUGACUUUGCCUCUUGUUAGUGCUAACCUAGCUUGCUUGGUGUUGAUAAGUCUUGAUAGUUGAAGGAAGAGAUCCACAUCAGUUGCUCGAGUCUCCGGUCCAAGGUCAUCAGCUAGAUUUUAGUUUACAGCUAAUAUUAUUGUUGCCAACUCCAUAUCUGGUGCUGUAACCGUGGCUUUAAGGGCCUUUAUGUAUGAAAAAUUCAUAACUA
Molecule: messenger RNA, 3331 nt
Organism: Coffea eugenioides
Lineage: Eukaryota; Viridiplantae; Streptophyta; Magnoliopsida; Gentianales; Rubiaceae
Product: protein STICHEL-like 2
Exons: 7
Coding region: 9-2945 (978 amino acids)
Biological process (GO): DNA repair; DNA-templated DNA replication
Cellular component (GO): DNA replication factor C complex; DNA polymerase III complex; nucleus
Molecular function (GO): ATP binding; DNA clamp loader activity; DNA binding
Source: RefSeq, a predicted model, not a curated record